AAUCGAGUGGCAAAACGGAUUCCGGACGUGUGUGUGUGCGGUGAAAAAUAUAAUUUGUGAAAAAUAUAAGAAAAUUGCAUAAACCCGAGGAAAAAAAUCAACAAAAAUCAUGGCAGCAAGAUUAAUUCAAAAGAUUUUAAAAAGUAUUGGAAUUAAUGGCGGCCGGGAAUCGGUAGAAGUGGCCAAUCAUGCCAAGAUUAACACAACUCCCGUUUCUGGACGUGCCUACUCAUCGGGUUCACGCAAGGUCACCCUUAUUCCUGGUGAUGGUAUUGGUCCUGAAAUUUCCGCCGCUGUGCAGAAAAUCUUUACCGCUGCCGGUGUUCCCAUUGAUUGGGAAACUGUUGAUGUAACACCCGUUAGAGGUCCAGAUGGUAAGUUCGGUAUUCCUCAAGCUGCCAUUGAUUCGGUCAACACAAACAAAAUCGGUUUGAAGGGCCCCUUGAUGACCCCCGUCGGUAAGGGUCAUCGCUCUUUGAAUUUGGCUCUCCGCAAGGAAUUCAACUUGUAUGCCAACGUAAGACCCUGCAGAAGUUUGGAGGGCUACAAGACAUUGUACGAUGACGUUGAUGUGGUAACCAUUCGUGAAAACACUGAAGGUGAAUAUUCCGGCAUUGAACACGAAAUUGUCGAUGGUGUUGUGCAAAGUAUCAAAUUGAUUACUGAAGAAGCCUCCAAGCGUGUUGCUGAAUAUGCCUUUACCUAUGCCAAAAACAACAACAGAAAGAAGGUGACUGUUGUGCACAAGGCCAACAUUAUGCGCAUGUCUGAUGGUUUGUUCUUGCGUUGUGUACGUGAAAUGGCCGAACAUUUCCCCGAAAUUAAAUUCGAGGAACGUUAUUUGGAUACCGUAUGCUUGAAUAUGGUACAAGAUCCCAAGAAAUAUGAUGUUUUGGUCAUGCCUAACUUGUAUGGUGAUAUUUUGUCUGAUAUGUGCGCCGGUUUGGUUGGUGGUUUGGGUUUGACACCCUCCGGUAACAUGGGUCUUAAUGGUGCCCUCUUUGAAUCUGUGCACGGUACUGCCCCCGAUAUUGCUGGCAAAGAUUUGGCCAACCCCACUGCCUUAUUGUUGUCUGCCGUUAUGAUGUUGAGACACAUGGAACUCAACUCUCAUGCUGAUAAAAUUGAAAAAGCCUGUUUCGAAGUCAUUAAAGAAGGCAAAUAUUUGACCGGCGAUUUGGGCGGCAAAGCCAAGUGUUCCGAGUUCACAAAUGAAAUUUGUUCUAAACUGUAAAUUUGUUAAUUUACUGCCGUUUAACUCCACCAAAACCACUCACAAAACCAAAAGAUUGUAUACACCCCAAUCCACACUUAACUACAACGCUUUAAAAAUGUGGUGUGUGUGUGCUUGUUAUAUACACAUUUAAACUCUAUAAGGAAAAAAGUAAAAAAAAAAAACAAAAAAUCAUAACGGAUAGUAUUGUACGUUCGAAUACUUAAUUAAUUGAAACGUUUUUUUUAAAAAGAAUUCAAAAAUUCAUCUAUACCUACAUUUCAAAUGUUUGUAUUUUCAAAAAUUUAAUUAAUUAAUCUAACAUUAUCCCUCCUUUGCCGUAUUAUUUUAUUUGUAAUUAUUAUUAUUUUAAAAAUACAUAGUUUUAUUUUCAAAAGUUGUAACAAAAACAGCCAACUUCGUUUUUUGAAAACAAUUAUUUACUAUUUUUAACUAUUUAUUUGUAAAUUGUUCCUUAUUUUGAUUUAAUUUUUUUCUCUACUGUUUUUUAUUUUUUCCUCUCGCCAUUUAUCUCAAAGAUUGUUUUUUUUUAUUUAAAUGAAUAAAAGAAAAAUGUUAAGGAAAGAUGAUUCUGUAAGUCAAAUCUAACGUAACAAUAAUUAUCGCGCAUAUUUAAUUAGAUACAAAUAAUAAACCAUAAUAAAGUUGUCAUAUUACUAAACAAAUUGUUGAGAAAAAAAUAUAUACAUAUAAAAUAAACAUUAAACAACCAAACAGAA
Calliphora vicina (urban bluebottle blowfly) is the source of this 1953-nucleotide messenger RNA. RefSeq names its product isocitrate dehydrogenase [NAD] subunit alpha, mitochondrial (gene Idh3a). Gene Ontology annotation, cellular component: mitochondrion. Gene Ontology annotation, molecular function: NAD binding; isocitrate dehydrogenase (NAD+) activity; magnesium ion binding. The transcript is spliced from 6 exons. Gene Ontology annotation, biological process: isocitrate metabolic process; tricarboxylic acid cycle. The coding region runs from base 110 to 1234 and encodes 374 amino acids. The record is from RefSeq and is a predicted model, not a curated record. Lineage: Eukaryota; Metazoa; Arthropoda; Insecta; Diptera; Calliphoridae.